GGUUGUUUGUACUACAGACCGGUACCGGAGAGCGGGAGCAGCGGGAGCAGCAUGCCGCCUCGGACGCCGCGCGCGGGGAAACCCAAACUGUUUAAAGUGCGGAUAUCCGGACGGGCUGAGAAAUUCGGAGUAGCCGCGUUUACACUGAAGGAGCUGAUCCAGAAGGGAAGCGAAUUAUUUAAGGUCUCUGGCUGUAAGCAGAAGCUGCAGUGUUGUCUGUAUGAGGACGGGACGCGGAUAACGGAGGAUUAUUUUCAGUAUGUUCCGGAGAACACUGAGGUCCUGCUGAUCUCUGAGGGUCAGAGCCGGAGCGGCUUGCUGUAUGAUAUCAGGCAGGUUCUGGGUUCAGACCGUCACUCAGACGAGCUCAUCAGCGCGGCGAAGCGUCUGCUGACGGACGACGGCGAGGAGCUUCCAGCUAAGAGGAGGAAACUGCUGGGAGAUCUGCUGAACAACCUGACGGACAGCGCCGAGCUGGAGAACCGCACCCAGGACCAGGACUGGUUUCAGGGUAUUGAUUCGAGGUUUAAGACUAAAUCUGCGUAUAUGAGAUUUAACUGUGAACAGAGGAUACGAGGCUACCUGAAGGAGGUGGACGGGCACGCUCAGAGUAUAGUGAGUGUGAGGGAGAGGGAGAAGUAUAAGAAGCUGGUGGUGAAUCUGGUGGAACGGCUGAAAUCUGACCGUUAUAACGGCCGUUACUUCGACCGGACGGAGCAGCAGCAGCACCGCCUCUGUACCGACGACGGGUGGUUCACCUGCCAGGGAGCGUUUGAUGAGCAGAAUUGUGAAUCUCUUCAUUCAAUAAAUCCUUACGGCAACCGAGAGAGCAGAAUACUCUUCAGCACCUGGAACCUGGACCACAGGAUUGAGAAGAAGAGGGCGGUUCUGCCGGCGCUGGUUGAAACUCUUCAUGGUCAGAAGAUCAGCAGCAUUAAUUUGGAUUAUUUCUACAGGCUGCUGUUCACACGCACCAACCUCAAACUGGUUCACAUCGUCUGCCACAAGAAAGGAGCUCACAACUUAUCCUGUGACCCUUGCCAGCUCUAUAACCACGGUAAAAACACCUGAACCUCACCUGUGCAGCCAGGGGGCGGGGCUUAUCAUCAGCGUUACCUGCAGGAGCAGUAAUUAACUUUCACUUUUUAUUUUUCUCUCAAGUGUUUUUAUGUUAUUUUCCAUUGUUUUGUUAAAUCAGUGUUUUUUUUAUUUUAAAUGACAGGGAAUAUAUUUUUAUAAUUAUUUUAUUUUUAUAUAUUUUUUAAAAGUAAAAUUUAAAGAGGUAUACACUGAUAAUGAGAACUUGAACCACAAAACUCAAAAAUACCCUUUUCACUCUCAGGUUUUUGGUAUAAUAAUGUUUAAUAACUUUUUAUUUAACUAAAUUAACCCUUUAAAUCAGGGCUGGUGCCUAAAGCACAAAUGCAUUGUCGUCCUUCCCAUACAAUAAUUUUAAUACAUCAAAUUCUGCCAUUUUACCUAAGUUUAACAUCUCAUUAUCCCAAAAUUCUAUAGUAAUAUCACCUGAUACUUAAAUCAUUGUUGGUUUCAUUUGAUUACAGUUUGAUUUGCUGAUUUUAUAAAACUCCAAACUCACAAAAUUAGGCAAUUUUCUAAUUAAUCUAAUUACAUUUUUACACUAUUAUUACCUGAAACAUAAAUUAUCAAUACUUUUCCUUUAAUUAAUAAGUGUUUCCUUUUUUUUUUUUAAGACUUCAGUAAUGUCAUUUAAUCAGAGUCUAAUUUCUGGUCUAAAUACAACCAAAUAGGUGUUUUAUUUCUUUCAAAUUUUUUUUUCUUUUUUUAAUUUUUCAAAAUCACUGGAACAGCAUCCUCCUACAGUAAUAUAACUUUAUUUUUUUUAAUCAUGAUUAAUACUAUGCAAAAUGUUUUGUUAAAAGUCUUCAGUGUAUUUAUUUAACAGCAGCUUGAUGUAGCGCAGCUUUCUCCCCCAGCUCUGCUGUGCACGCGCACUACCGUAAUACACAGUUUAGACGCACACUCAAACUUUAACACUGAUUCUUUUGAUUCUUCUUUUUUCCAGCAAAUACAUAUAUUUUUGAUUAUAUCUAUUAACAUGCUUUAUAUAUUUUUUUUUAUUUUAAAUAUGUUAUGAUUACUAUUAUGAUUUUUCACGAGCCUGAUUUUUAGGUGCAGUUGUGUGUGAUCCUCGUGAACGGAGUGUUCGUUAUGAAAUGUGUCUACAGUUUAGAUCACUUAUGAAAACAUUACCUUUUCAUUGCAUAUAUUAAUCAGGGAUUCUCCAGAUAUUGUAAAACUGAAAUGAUCUGUGAAAUGACAAUAUUAAUUUAGUGAAAUGUUAAAAAAGACUGAUUCACUUAUUCCUGACAAUCACUAAUUUAUAUAUGUUUAUAUUU
This is a messenger RNA of Astyanax mexicanus (Mexican tetra), 2378 nucleotides long. It is a transcript of the gene dffb, whose product is annotated as DNA fragmentation factor, beta polypeptide (caspase-activated DNase). Gene Ontology annotation, molecular function: DNA endonuclease activity. The transcript is spliced from 7 exons. Bases 52 to 1071 code for a protein of 339 amino acids. Gene Ontology annotation, biological process: apoptotic process; apoptotic DNA fragmentation. Gene Ontology annotation, cellular component: cytoplasm; nucleus. The record is from RefSeq and is a predicted model, not a curated record. Lineage: Eukaryota; Metazoa; Chordata; Actinopteri; Characiformes; Acestrorhamphidae.